Messenger RNA from Saprolegnia parasitica CBS 223.65, 1784 nucleotides. RefSeq lists its product as hypothetical. The transcript has 9 exons. The record is from RefSeq and is a predicted model, not a curated record. The annotation marks the transcript as partial. Lineage: Eukaryota; Oomycota; Saprolegniomycetes; Saprolegniales; Saprolegniaceae.
AUGCCCGACAUCAUCGAGUUCGCGCUCGGGACGAUCCUCGGCAACAUGAGCACGGCCGUGGUGCUGGCGCUCGUCUACUUCAACUUCCUCCUCUUCGAAGACUACUUCCGCGUCAUCAUCUGGAGCAUCCUCUUCAGCCAGGCGCUGCGCGGCGCCAAGGAAAACGUCUGCCGCAUGCUUGCCUAUCUCAGCCACGCCAACGAGAUCCAACGCGACGGCCUUCUCUACUCGAUCGUGACGCAGCUCGGGCCGUACCUUAUGCGGUCGUCCGGUCCGACCGACCUCGCGCACAAGCAGCGCCGCAUGCAAGAAUUCAUUCUCGACAACGGCAUCUUCAUCUUUGCGAUGAUCGGCGCCGUCUCGAUCUACGUGCGCAUGUUUAGCUGGCUCUCGUUCGUGCAGCUCGCGAUCGCGCUCCUGCUCUGCGUCGUGGCGUUUGUCUGGGUCGCCGACCGGCGCAUUUUUCACUACCGCAUCUUUGUGUCGGACGAGGUUCUUGUCUCGACGCUGCUGUUACUGGGCUGCUGCACGAUCGGCGUCUUUGUCCUCGUGUUUCUCGGUACCGAGAGCUACGUGGAAGGCUCCCGCGCUGCCAUGCACUUUACGAGCUGGGUGCACACGAACGUCAUCAACGACGAGCGCACGCGGAAGAUGUGGGGCGACCAAGUGCACAACGGCAAGGCCAUGGUGGCCUCGGGCCUGCGCGAGAUCGAGGGCCAAUACAACUCGACCAUGUGGUUUGGUCCGCUCAAAGCGUUGGUGCUUUCGUACUAUGACGCGAGCGACGGCGCCGUGCCAGUGGUCUCGGACCCGAUCAUCAAUGCGACGACGGUCGCCACGAUGCUCGACAUUCCGACCAACAUGACGUGGACGUCGGUGUUUACCCUCGCGUACGCGCAGUUUAACCUGACCUCGACCGACGUGACUGACUGGACGAGCAAAGGCCUCGAGAUCUCGUCGAUGGCGUUUGGCUCGGUGUUCCAGAUUGUGUUUUUCGUGCUCACGUUUGUGAUUGCAUUCAUCAGCAUUGGGAUCAAGGCCGUCUUUUUUGUCACGUCGCUCUUUUACCUCCUCUGCACCAAGUGGGACCCGAUCGAGCGCUUUGUCUAUGAUUUGAUGCCGAUUUCGCCCGAGAAACGCCCGGCGCUCGUCAACUCGCUGCGACGCUCGAUCGAAGGCGUGUUUUCAUUGCCAAUGAAGAUUUCAAGUCUCCACGCGAUUGUGACGUUGGUCUCGCUGAGCAUGAUGGCCAAUGAUUUCGUGUACCUGGGAACCUUUAUCACGUUUUUCAUUUCGAUCGUGCCCAUCAUCCCCGCGUACCUCGUGUGCAUUCCGUGGGUGCUCGCGCUGUGGUCAUCCACGUCGAUCGUCAAAGCCCUUCUGCUCUUUGUCAUUCAUUACGUGGCGUUUUCCUGGAUCGAUCAAGUGCUCUACGAGAAGAGCUUGACGUCCAUCAAUGCGUACGUCUCGGCGCUCAGCGUUGUCUUUGGUGUCUACGUCUUUGGCCUCGAGGGCGUUGUCUUCGGUCCGCUUUUGGUCUGCGGUGUCAACUGGGCCUACGAGGCCGAUCGCCGCGAAGAGCGACCCACGAUGCAGGGCAACAUCUUUUCGAACGCGUAUCGCGCCAUCUCGGGUGGCCUCAACGACAAUCUCUCGCGACGCUUCUCGUUUGACGCGACGUCGCCCGCGACCGUGUGCGUGACGCUCCAAGUCCACGCGCUGCCGUCUUCGCCAACGCUGUUUUCCGCGCCGAGCCGGGACGCGCCGCUGGUCCGCUUCAUUGC